Messenger RNA from Cyphellophora attinorum, 831 nucleotides. Its product is annotated as 3-oxoacyl-[acyl-carrier-protein] FabG. The record is from RefSeq and is a predicted model, not a curated record. The transcript is spliced from 3 exons. Gene Ontology annotation, molecular function: oxidoreductase activity. Lineage: Eukaryota; Fungi; Ascomycota; Eurotiomycetes; Chaetothyriales; Cyphellophoraceae. The coding region runs from base 1 to 831 and encodes 276 amino acids.
AUGGCACUUCCCGAGCCACCCAUCUACCCAGACCUGAAGGGCAAGGUCGUCCUUGUGACAGGCGUAGGCCAACAAGGCGACCCCGAGAUGUGGGGAAACGGGGCCGCCACAGCCCGUGUAUUCGCCCAACAAGGCUGCAAAGUGUUCGGCUGCGACAUCAAUCUGCCGUCCGCAGAGAAUACGAAGAAGAGGAUUGAAGCGGAAGGAGGAGAAAUGACGGUCGUGCAGGCUAACGUUACCAAAACUGACGAGGUCAAGGCCUUGGUCGAUGCUGUGAUGGCGAAGUACGGACGGAUCGACGUUCUUGUGAAUAACGUCGGCAUGUCCCAACCCGGCGGUCCAGCAGAUAUGUCUGAAGAGGUAUGGGACGCACAAAUGGACGUCAACCUGAAAUCAGUCUAUCUCUGCUGCCAUCACAUCCUCCCGAUCAUGGAGGCCCAGAAGUCUGGCGCAGUCGUCAACCUCGCCAGCAUUGCAGCCGUUCGAUACAUCGGCAAGGCCCAGAUCGGCUACUCCGCUACCAAGGCAGCAGUGAUUCAAUUCACGAAGGCUACAGCGUUGAUCUACGCCAAGAAAGGCGUUCGACUUAACGUUAUAUUGCCUGGCCUGAUCCAUACGCCUCUGAUUGGGAGUUUGGCGGAGAAGUACAACAAUGGUGAUGUUGAGGGUUUGGUGAAGAAGAGGGACAGUAGUGUGCCGAUGGGGAAGAUGGGUGAGAGCCAUGAUGUGGCUUACGGGGCAUGCUUUCUGGCAAGUCAGGCGGCGAGGCAUAUCACGGGGCAGAAGUUGAUCAUUGAUGGGGGUGUGGUCGGGAAUGCUUCGCCUGGGUAG